Molecule: messenger RNA, 2524 nt
Organism: Perca fluviatilis (European perch)
Lineage: Eukaryota; Metazoa; Chordata; Actinopteri; Perciformes; Percidae
Gene: sost
Product: sclerostin
Exons: 2
Coding region: 216-887 (223 amino acids)
Biological process (GO): ossification; negative regulation of BMP signaling pathway; negative regulation of Wnt signaling pathway
Molecular function (GO): BMP binding
Source: RefSeq, a predicted model, not a curated record
CCCACUCCGCGUGAGCGCUUAAUUGUCAGCUUUGACGACAGCUCGCGCGAGCUUAAAUACCGUGUGCGCCUCGUGCAUUCAGGAACUGAACAAGUUGUCCAAGCGGGUAUCUCUCUCUCUCUGUCUCGUGUGUGUGUGUGUGUGUGUGGCUUUCAUUUUUGAAAUUCUCCUCGUGCGUCCUUUGCUCGAUCCGUGCCGCAGACCGCGCGACCAUCAUGCAGGUGUCUCUGGCCCUCCUCGUCUCCAGCUCGGCGCUCGUGCUGCUCCAGGGAUGCUGCACCGCCGUCCGGGGCUGGAAGCUGCUGAAGAACGGAGCCACGGAGAUCUUACCGGAGUACAGAGAGAACGCACGGACACCCCAGGAGGAGGCGACACCACCGGCGUCCGGUAACAACAACAACAACAACAACAACAACAACAACAACAACAACAACACUUUGAAUAACAGGGCGAAAAACGGCGGAAGGACCGCAAACACAGUCUCCUACAGUUCCUCGGAGCUGAGCUGUAGGGAGCUGCGCUCCACCCGUUACAUCAACGACGGGUCUUGCCGCAGUGCCAAGCCUGUCAAGGAGCUGGUGUGUUCGGGCCAGUGCAUGCCGGCACACCUCAUGCCCAACUCCAUCGGCCGCGGCAAGUGGUGGAGGGGCAGCGCUUCGGACUACCGCUGCAUCCCGGCCCACUCCCGGACAAGGAGGGUCCAGCUGCACUGUCCCAACGGCAACACUCGGACUUACAAAAUCCGCGUGAUCACCUCCUGCAAGUGCAAGCGCUUCAGGCCCCACCACAACCAAUCAGAGGCCAAGGAGGUCCCGAAGACGCAACGCAACAAGAAGAACAGCCGGAGCAAGAACAACACGCCAACACUGUUGGGCAACUCGUACUGAUGCUCCUCUCCAGCAUCCGAAGGACAGACACCAAAGCACACUCCCUCACACACACACACACACACACGUUACACAACACACAACAUAUCUCCUUCAAAUAGGGAGGAGAUGCAAAAGAAAUUUCAAAGAGAGCGAAUUCAUAAGCUAAUUGCUGGGCUGGUUUUAAGUCAUCAGUCUUUAUUUUUCAGCCACUUGUCAGCAUAUUUGUGAACUCUGCUGCUUAUUUGCAUGAGUGCCAGGGGCUUGCCGCCACUUUGACUGGUCAGGCGAUGUAGCACAAGUUUAUGGUCGCCCCAACUGCUCCCUGGGCUUGGUUUUCUGCCCUUCACUCAAACAGAUUUCAUUUAAUGAGAAGUCCUCCCUGAGGCUUCGAGCCCCAUCUGUACAAACAUCCAGCGGUAGCAGAGCUACACAGCCUUGUUUUAAAGCUGAAAAGGUGUAUCUUCGCUCCAAAGUGGUUGUAAUCCAUCUCCUUUUGGCUGUGUGUGUGUGUGUGUGUGUGGAGGAGAUCGCAGCAGCACUGGGGGCUCUGAUGGUGGGAUGUUGACAGGUUUUGAGAGGCCCUGACCUGUACGGCGGUCCAGGCAGCUCUCUGACAGCCCACCAAAGGCCUCGCUCAUCAGGACAGCCCCACUGCACUCUCCACGCUGCAGCAGCCCCAACCAGGCCUGUCAGUUACAGUAGUUCCCAUGACUAGAUACAGAGAGUCAGGAGAGACAGAGAUUUGGGGGGGGGGGGGCAGUUUGCAGUUUUGACACCACGAGGGCACUAGGCAUUCCUGUGACUCCUCUUAAUUACUAAAUGAGCUCAUUCCUGUGUUAUUUGAGUCAUAAAAAGCCAUUUCCUCUAGCCAGUUCCUGUUUGCUGGAAUCACACACAGAAAAAAAAGGUGCACAUGUGUGCAGGAGGAGUCAUCAGAAAAUUGAGUGUGGUUGUGUUGUUACUUAAGGGCAGAGCAUUCUCCAGCACGCCCACACCGGAAUUCUUUUGUACCGGGCCAAAUAGAGCAGCGAUCAACCAUCCGCAGCCAAAAUCCAUCCGUUGUGUUCGAGACACCCUCUGCGCUCCCAUGCUGUAAAUAGCUCAAACAGGAAAGAUAGGAGUAAAAAUAACACAAAGAAAACAAUAAUUCAGCGUAUUGACUGAUAAAAUCUGGCCCCAGUCUGUCACCGCAGACAACACAACCUCCUUCCUCCGCAAUGGGACUGUACUUCAUGAAGAAUAUUCACAAUGUUUCCGCAUAUUGUCAGCACUGUGUCAAUUUUCCGCUCAUAUCUUUUUUUUUUUUUUUUUUUUUUGUCUAAACUGUACUGACAAUGUUUGCUUCUUUUCCUAAAUGUUUGUUUUGAAAUAGCAACUGGAAGCUGAGAGCUGUGAUUGUACAUAUCAUACCUGUGUGGUCCAUGGCAGUGGUGCCCUCACUAAAGAGGGAGCGAGGGCUGUUUUUCUACAGACGCAAAAGAAGGACUGUUGUAAAAGAAUGAACGGCAUAUUUAUUUUUUAUUUCCACAUUUAAAUUAUUUAUGCAACCUUUUUUGUAGUAAAUGAUAGCCAUUAUUGUCGUAUAGUAUGAUAGAGACUUUGGAAAUGAAAUACUGUACAGACCAUGAAUAAAGUAAAGGAAGAUAUAUUUGAAA